GAGGCUGGUGGAUUGUGCAGGAACUUACUGCCGCGGUCUCCACUGAUUGACCAGGACGCUGCUGUGCUGCGUCUGAAUUGGGAAACUGGGGCUUUUUGGCACGUCAAUUAUGCGCAUCAGAUGAACAUUAUGCCUGCAGCGAUCAUGGAGGACAAAACCCGAAGGAGUUCGGCUGCUGGUCAGCCUGUUUGUUCGCACACUCGAGGCUCGUUAUAUCAUCCCAAGUCUGCACCUAAGCGCAGUGUGUCCCCAAAAGAUCCUCCCUCCAAGUCACUACCCCGUCCUCAACACCCGUCACUUUCCCGCGUUAAAGGCCGAAAAAAUAUGUUCACUCCACCUCGAUUCAACGGAGAGGUCUCAUGGCUGGAGGACCAGUCACCAGUGAAAUCUGGAACGAAGACCCCAAACUGUUCAUCUGAAACCCCCGAACCCAGCACCCCUACACUGGUCAACCCUGCCUCCGCUCUCUUGCAGGGCUUGCUCAAAGAACAACGCGCACAUCGAAGCUCCCGAGGACCAGCGUCAGAGGACUGUGGGGAGACUGCACCGAGGACCCCGGAGACCACACGAACUCAGGAAGAAACUGCAUCCGAAAAAGCACGCAAAGUGAGUGACGUUUUCUCUGCUGGCCAGAGGAGGCCAAAAGAGAUGGGUAUGCGGGAGAUGGAUCAAUACGUCUCGAAAAUGAACAAGCUCAAUUUCGAUUUGAAGCUUGAGGUAUUCCACCGUACCCAACAGAUGGCCAUCAUGGAGCAAAAACUGGAGCGGAUGGCGCAGAUGGAAGAAGAACUGGCCCGCAUGCAUGAGUUGGAAGCAGAAGUGCAGGAGCUUCGAACGGCCGAGAGAGACAAUCAAACCCUCCGCGAAUCUAAUGAGCAACUGCGCGGCGAACUUGACAAGCGAGACCUAGCUGUUACCGAGGCCGUCGAACUGAUCUGUCAGUUGGAGACGAGACUUGAUUUACUCGAAAAUGGCGGGCGAACAUCCAAGAUGUCCAUGUCCCGCCCUAAGACUGCUGACGGGUCCGAAAUUCUGACACCGAAAGCCCGGAUCAUGGUUGAAAUCCCGGAGAGAACAUCUUCGAGGCGAAACUCGGGCGUCCUGGGCGUAGCUCAGCGCCAGACGUCCUCUGAGUUGCGCAAACUCUCGAAAGCACCGUCCUUCCUACGAGAGGACAACAACAGCACUGCUGCUUUGCGAAGUCUGUAUGCCCCUGAAGAAGAGAAACUGUCGCGCUGUGCAUCGACACAACUCACUAAAUCAGAGAGCUUCCACACGACGACCGAGACCCUUGAACCGGAGUCGCCUAGACUGAGCGUGCUAAGCGAAUGCAGUGAGCUGAAUGCGGCGGACACGCCUAUGAGAUGGGAAGACUUUGAUCAGCUCGAGAUUCCUCUGCGGAGAUCAUCGUCGGCCACAGGCAGCUUGGAUAGCUAUGUUCCCUCAGCCGGGCGGGCGGAAAGCCAAGUGGACCAGAUUGACCGAUGGAUGGAGUCUCGGGAGGAUACCAACCAGACUAUCAUCAAAAGGCGCAUGCAACGAGCAUCGUCUGAUGCCACCACACAUGCCAGCAUGCCAAGCAUUGCGACAGACUUGUAUUCUCCCAAACCACGUGGACGGGGGCGACUCGAUGCAUCUCUUUUCGGAGGUAUUAGGCUUCCACCCACUCCUGAUACCAUGAGUACGGCAUAUGCUAUGGGUGCGAACCGCUCGAAUGGUUCAAACGGGAGCAUUGCGGCUCGAAGGAGCCCACGGGCUGAAGAAGACCUGUUCUUCUCUGGAAAAUCAGUUCAUCGCCCACGCUCUGCCGAAGAGAUGAGUAGUCGUCACAGCUUUAAUGGCAGUGAUAUCACAGACAGCAUGCACACCAACUGCAGUGAUACUCCACGUCUAGGAGCGGCAGCUGAUGAGUCGCGCACUAUCUUACCCUCUUUCAACACUGUUUCUUCCAAAGCUAGCGAGCUUCUUGGGCCCGGAAGCCCCGACAACCCUGUCAUCGAGACAUUCGGAGAUAUGCUUCAAGAGAAGGGUAACCAAUUAUCAACCCCAACCAUUAAGCGCGUGCGCAGCCCACCCAAAGCCAUGACCCCGGAGCCUAAGUUUGAGGAAGACGAUUCUUCACCACCUCUUACACCGCAAGACUGGAUUGCUGCUGCCAAGCAAGGUCCAUCAUCCAACAAGCUAUAUACACGCAUCGUUCGUCCUGGUGUCCAGCCGACGGAGCUCUCACCACGCACCGUCGUCAGCCAAGCCGCCUUUCACAAUUUCAACAGCAUGUCCUCGGAGACAAUUCAUCGCGAUGUCCCGGACAUCCCAACUCUUGAUAUGAAUACCCUGGAUACCUUGGAACAGCCACUCCAGGUACCCCAACCGGGUCCUCAAGUCGACGCGGAUCCCGAACCCCGUCGACGCAUCAGUUUCCGUCCCCCGUUCUUCAGCCGCUCAGCAAAUAUCCCCCGCCGCCUCCAAGCCUCCCCAAUCCCCAACGAUUUCGAAGACGACUUCGAAGACGGUGCCCCGUCACCAGUAAUCCCUAAAUCCAGAACAAUGGGCGGCGCUCCCCGCAGACCCAUGUCCCAAAUAAUCACCGACCCAACCGAGCCAUAUCCGUCCGCCCAGCCGGUCUCCAACGAAGAACCAAGUAUUCCCUUCAAACUCCGAAACCUCCCCCAGUCCUUCACAGACUCGACCAUAGCCGCCCAUGCCGGCUCCGCAACAGUCUCAGGCCGCCCUUCUACAUCCCACGGUGUGGAACACAAGCGGCGCAGCUCACUCGGUAUCUUCGGCUGGAUGAAGGGCAAACGUCCGGAAUCCAUGAUCGUCAGCGGGACGGAACCUCCCACUGACUCGACGAAAGAGAACCGCGCUCCGUCUCGUCUGGCAUAUGAGGCUGCUUCCCACGGGGCUGGAACGCCCCGUGCUGAUACGCCCGACUCCAUGGAGGCCCAUGCUGCCAGACCUUAUUCUGAGGCGGCGGUUAAUCAGGAGGAAUUUGCCAGAAGACCUCGCUACAUGGGCCGCCGUGCUCGCCGAGGUUAA
Molecule: messenger RNA, 3039 nt
Organism: Penicillium bovifimosum
Lineage: Eukaryota; Fungi; Ascomycota; Eurotiomycetes; Eurotiales; Aspergillaceae
Exons: 4
Source: RefSeq, a predicted model, not a curated record